Messenger RNA from Sinocyclocheilus anshuiensis, 1756 nucleotides. Its product is annotated as fizzy and cell division cycle 20 related 1. The transcript is spliced from 13 exons. Gene Ontology annotation, cellular component: anaphase-promoting complex. Gene Ontology annotation, molecular function: protein binding; anaphase-promoting complex binding; ubiquitin ligase activator activity. The coding region runs from base 1 to 1338 and encodes 445 amino acids. The record is from RefSeq and is a predicted model, not a curated record. Lineage: Eukaryota; Metazoa; Chordata; Actinopteri; Cypriniformes; Cyprinidae. Gene Ontology annotation, biological process: anaphase-promoting complex-dependent catabolic process; positive regulation of anaphase-promoting complex-dependent catabolic process; positive regulation of ubiquitin protein ligase activity.
AUGACGCCCCACUCCACUUCCGUCCCGAGCAUCAACUUCCACAGAAUAAAUGAAAAUGAAAAGUCACCAAGCCAGAAUAAAAAAACCAAAGACGCAACAUCAGAUACUGGCAAAGCUGACGGCUUGGCGUAUUCUGCCCUGCUGAAGAAUGAGUUGCUUGGGGCUGGGAUUGAGAAGGUUCUGGAUCCUCAAACAGAAGAUAGACGACUACAGCCCUCCACACCCGAGAGGAGGAGCCUCUUUAGUUAUUCACUCAGUGCCAAAAGAUCCACACCCGAUGAUAACAGUGUUUCCCCAUACUCCCUCUCCCCUGUUAGCAGCAAAAGCCAGAAGCUUCUGCGGUCGCCAAGAAAACCUACGCGCAAAAUUUCCAAGAUUCCUUUUAAGGUGCUAGAUGCACCAGAGCUACAAGACGACUUCUACCUCAACUUAGUGGACUGGUCUUCUUUAAAUGUGCUCAGUGUUGGACUGGGGACUUGUGUUUACCUUUGGAGUGCCUGCACCAGUCAAGUAACGCGACUAUGUGACCUAUCAGUGGAGGGCGAUUCAGUCACAUCGGUGGGCUGGUCGGAGAGAGGCAAUCUUGUCGCUGUGGGUACACACAAAGGCUUUGUACAAAUUUGGGAUGCUACCGCCGGCAAAAAGCUGUUUGCCUUGGAGGGACACACAGCAAGAGUUGGUGCACUGGCCUGGAAUGCAGAUCAGCUGUCAUCAGGCAGCCGGGACCGCAUGAUCCUUCAGAGAGAUAUCAGGACGCCCCCUCUGCAGUCAGAGCGUAGGCUGCAGGGUCAUAGACAAGAGGUCUGCGGACUCAAGUGGAGCACUGACCAUCAGCUGCUGGCUUCCGGAGGAAAUGACAACAAGCUGUUAGUGUGGAAUCACUCGAGCGUGUUACCGAUGCAGCAGUACACAGAACACCUGGCCGCAGUGAAGGCCAUCGCCUGGUCUCCUCACCAACACGGGCUGCUGGCCUCCGGAGGGGGAACAGCAGACCGCUGCAUCCGCUUCUGGAACACUCUCACAGCGCAGCCACUGCAGUGUAUCGACACAGGCUCACAAGUCUGCAACCUGGCCUGGUCCAAACACACCAACGAACUGGUCAGCACACACGGUUACUCUCAGAAUCAGAUCCUCGUGUGGAAAUACCCCUCACUUACUCAAGUAGCCAAAUUGACUGGCCACUCGUAUAGGGUGCUCUAUCUGGCAAUGUCUCCCGAUGGAGAGGCAAUAGUGACUGGUGCAGGUGAUGAAACUCUGCGUUUUUGGAAUGUAUUUAGUAAAACACGAUCAACAAAGGAAUCUGUGUCAGUUUUAAACCUCUUCACCAGAAUACGAUAAUUGGGCUGCUAAAGCAGAUUGAGUCUUUAUAACAUAUCUAUGUCAUCAAUCACUUGCAGUAGACUGGACAUAAAAAAGGCAGAGAUCUGACAUUUCCUGACAUUUCAUUUUAAGUUCAAAUGUUAUGUUUACUUUUAUGUGUACAGUUCAGUUCAUGAUUUUAUGUGUGAUUGUUUUUGGUUACAGAGAAGUGUCUAUGUAUGACAUUAUCCAAGCCUUAAGCCAGAAACAAUGCCAUUGAAUCAGGGUGUAAAGAAAAAUUUAGCCAUUGUGACAGCUGCCUCUGGAAUCAUUUGUAAGCAUUCUAAUGCGUGAUCUUUUGAUUGUGAGGGUGAAAAAAUGUAUAUGAAAGAAAAUUCAGUUUUUAACUUCAGUUGCUUAAAAUUGAUAUCGAGUAUUAUAAAGCACCCUGAAAAAA